AUGUUUUGUCUCGGAAUCCUGAGCGAUGCUGCCAUACAACAUCACAUUCACUCAAUUACGCUACCAAUACCAAGUAGAGUGACUGGGAAACCUGUCUCUCUCGAAGAGGUACUUCAUGACCGAUCUCGAAGUGGACUUCAGAUCAAAGAGAAGUGCAGAAUUGCGCUCACACUCGCCACCGCCGUCCUCCAACUCCACGGAACACCCUGGCUAAGCGAAACAUGGAGCAUGAAGGAUAUUUAUUUUGUUGAGAACUCCAAGAAUGCAAUGCUCUCCGAUCAGCCGUAUGUAUCAAAAAACUUCACACCUACGCCAGGCUUCACGACUCCGCGCCAUAAGAGACCACGUCUUGUAAAGAACAGCAUCAUAUUCGCCCUUGGUGUAGCUCUAUUGGAGGUCUCCUAUGGCAAGCCUAUUUCCUCGUUCAAAACUGCUGAAGACUGGGACCAUGAUGGAAAACGCACCGUUUGGACAGAGUUCUCCGUCGCCGAUCGCCUUGCGGAUGCACUUCGCGACUGCGAGCUCGCUAAUUACUUCAACGCAGUCUACAGAUGUGUCCACUACAACUUCGAAAGCUCAUCAUAUAGCCUCACGGAUGAUGGUUUCCGAGAACGGUUCUACCAGGGUGUUGUGGUGCCGCUUCAGCAGGAUUACGACUACGCAACGCGGCAAUGA
Molecule: messenger RNA, 675 nt
Organism: Mytilinidion resinicola
Lineage: Eukaryota; Fungi; Ascomycota; Dothideomycetes; Mytilinidiales; Mytilinidiaceae
Exons: 2
Coding region: 1-675 (224 amino acids)
Source: RefSeq, a predicted model, not a curated record